This is a messenger RNA of Callithrix jacchus (white-tufted-ear marmoset), 4663 nucleotides long. It is a transcript of the gene UMODL1, whose product is annotated as uromodulin like 1. Gene Ontology annotation, molecular function: peptidase inhibitor activity; protein binding; calcium ion binding. NCBI's taxonomy places the organism in Eukaryota, Metazoa, Chordata, Mammalia, Primates, Cebidae. Gene Ontology annotation, cellular component: extracellular region. The record is from RefSeq and is a predicted model, not a curated record.
GCUUGGUAGAGGCCAAGAGCCCUGUGCCACCACCACUGCCCGAAGAUGCUCAGGACAGCGGGACUGGCCCUGCUGGCUCUAGUCAGUGCUGUGGGCCCCAGCCAGGCCAGUGGCUUCACAGAAAAAGGCCUCUCCCUGUUGGGCUACCAGCUGUGCAGCCACCGCGUGACCCACACUGAACAGAAGGUGGAGGCUGUGCAGACACCCUACACGACCUAUGUGUCCUGCGGUGGCUGGAUCCCCUGGAGGCGGUGCCCCAAGACUGUUUACCGGACCCAGUACCUGGUGGUGGACGUCCCCGAGUCCAGGAAUGUGACCGACUGCUGUGAGGGCUAUGAGCAGCUUGGCCUCUACUGUGUCUUGCCCCUCAAUCGGUCCAGCGAGUUCACAUCAAGACCUGGGGUCUGCCCCCCAGAGGGACCUGAACCAUUCACCUCGUCCUGCGGCUUGGACACUGACUGUCCGGGGCUUCAGAAGUGCUGCCCCUGGUCAGGGGGUUAUGGUUGCGUGACCCCUGCACCCCAAGCUCCAGAGAGGGACCCUGUGGGCUCCUGGUACAACGUCACCAUGCUGGUGAAAAUGGACUUCAAGGAACUCCAGCAAGUGGACCCCAGGCUCCUGAACCACACGCGCCUCCUGCACUCCUUGGUCACCGGUGCCCUGCAGCCAUUGGCCUCCACCGUCCAUCACCUGCACUCGGCCCCUGGGGACGCCUCCACCACGGUGUCGCGGCUGCUGCUGGGCCUGCCUUGGCCAUUGCCCGUGGCUGACGUCUCCAGCCUGCUGGGUGACAUCGCAAAGCGUGCCUAUGAAGUGAUCAGCGUCCAGGUGCAAGAUGUCAAUGAGUGUUUCUAUGACGAGCUCAACACCUGUUCUGGAAGGGAACUGUGUGCUAACCUGGAGGGUUCGUACCGGUGCGUCUGUCACCAGGAGGCUCCAGCCACGUCUCCCCGGAAGCCGAACCCCGAGUGUGAAGAUUGCCCUACACUCAGUGACUACAGGAUCCUCAAUGUCACCGGUGGCGGUUUUCAAGUAUCCUGGCGUUUGAAUUCUACGCAGAACCGCACUUUCUAUGUCCGGGUUUACCGGGGUGAGGAGUUGCUCAGGAGCGCCAGGACACGGGGCCUGGCACUGGCAGUAUCUGGGCUGGAGGCUGGAGUGCUCUACAGGGUGAAGACCAGCUACCAGGGGUGCGGGGCAGAUGUCUCCACCAUGCUGACCGUCAAGACCGAAGCCCAGGUGUUUGAAGUCACAAUAAAGAUCGUAAACCGAAACCUGACGGAGCAGUUACGUGACCGCAGCAGCGUGGAGUACCAGGCCUUUUCCAGAGAGCUGCUUCACGAGGUCGAGAGCUCCUUCCCGCCGGUGGUGUCUGACUUGUACCAAAGUGGGAAACUGAGGAUGCACAUCGUGUCUCUCCAGGCGGGAAGCGUGGCCGUGAGGCUCAGGCUUACCGUGCAGGACCCCAGGGUUCCUGUGGGUGUCUCCACGCUGGCCCCAAUGCUCCAGUCCCUGCUGGCAAGCACAGUGUUCCAGAUUGACCAGCAGGGGACACUCGUGCAAGACUGGGACGAGUGUGUGGACAGCACGGAGCACGACUGCUCGCCGGCUGCCUGGUGCAUCAAUCUGGAGGGCUCCUACACCUGCCAGUGCCGAACAGCCAGGGACGCCAUGCCCUCCCGCGCGGGCCGGGUCUGUGAGGGUGACCUGGUGAGCCCCACCGGCGGUGGGCUGUCUGCGGCAACAGGGGUCACGGUCCCAGCUCUUGGCACGGGAAUGACAGCCCUCGGCUUAGAGAACUUCACCUUGUCACCCAGCCCUGGGCACCUUCGGAGCACCCCGGCAGUAGGCCAGACCUGGACCCCAGGGCCCCCACCCAGGAGAGGAGGCAGCAGUGUGGUUGGGUAUGACAGAAACAACACAGGAAAAGGUGUGGAGCAGGAGGCGCCCAGCAUUGCCCCAGGUUUGGGGAUGGACCAAGGGAGCCAGGCGAACUCCAGCCAGGGGAGCACCAGCCAGGGGAGCACCAGCCAGGGGAGCACCAGCCACGAGAUCCCCGGCCACAGGAACACUGUCAGGGUGAUAGGCACCACCUCCUCCCCCAAGGCUCCUGGGUCAACCCACAGCUUCCCUCCUGGGGCCACAGAUGGCCCACUGGCCCUCCCUGAACAGUUACUGGGAAACUCCUCCUGGCCUUCCCCUACCAAGGACCCCACUGGCCAUGUCAUGUGGCAUGCCACACGUCCCACCUGGGAAACACUUCUGAAUCCCACGUGGCUGCAAAAUGAGAACAGUGGACCCUCUGGCUCUGCAGACCUGCCAUCGACCCCCACCCUUACACCUCUGAAGAGCCCUGCCUGUGUUCCCGUCUCCAUUGGGAGGAUCGUGGUCUCCAAUGUGACCAGCACAGGUUUCCACCUGGCAUGGGAGGCGCGUCUCGCUCUGGGCUCUGCCUUCCAGCUCACUCUGACUUCUGCGUGGAGCCCCACGGUGGUCCUAGAGACCUGGGACACGAGUGUGACCCUGUCGGGGCUGGAGCCUGGGGUCUUGCACCUGGUGGAGAUCGUGGCCAAAGUGUGUGGGAAAGAAGGAGCCAGAGCUCGUCUGAAAGUGAGGACAGCAGCCCAGAAGCUCACUGGAAAGGUCAGAAUCGCAAAUGUUGGGUACUCAGAAUCCUUUGGUAAUGCAAGCAGCCAGGAGUAUCGACGUUUCCUAGAACUAUUCUUCAGGACGGUGUGGGACUCCCUGCCAGCUGCCCUGCGUCAGCACGUGGACGCUGGCGGGGUCAGGAUGGAAGUCAUUGGUGUCACCAACGGCAGUGUCGUGGUCGAGUUUCACUUGCUGAUCAUUGCAGACCUGGAUGUCCGGGAGGUGGCCUCCGCGUUCCUCACCGCCUUCCAGACGGCGCCUCUGCUGGAGGUGAUGGGAGGAGACACCUUCAUACAGGAUUACGACGAGUGUGAAAGGAAGGAGGAUGACUGUUUGCCGGGGACAGCCUGCCGAAACACCCUCGGCUCUUUCACUUGCAGCUGCGAGGGAGGAGCCCCCGACUUCUCUGUACAAUAUUCUGAGAGACCCUGUGAAGGUGACUCUACAGGCAACGAGAGCGCCACCCACCCAGAGAGGCCCCUCAUGGCAGCAGGGACCAAGGCUGCCUUUGUGCAAGGCACCAGCCCCACCCCCCAGGGCCUGCCCCAACGGCUGAACCUGACCGGAGCAGUCAGGGUGCUCUGUGAGAUCGAGAAGGUGGUUGUCGCCAUCCAGAAGCGCUUCCUGCAGCAGGAAUCCAUCCCUGAGUCCUCGCUGUAUCUGAGCCACCCCUCCUGCAACGUGAGCCUCAGCAAUGGCACGCACGUGCUUCUGGAGGCUGGCUGGAGCGAGUGCGGGACCGUCAUGCAGAGUAACGUGACAAGCACGGUGGUGAGGACCACGCUGAGGAACGACUUGCCCCCAGAGGGCAUCAUCCACUACCUGAAGAUCCUGAGCCCCAUCUAUUGUGCCUUCCAGAAUGACCUGCUGACAUCCUCCGGCUUCACCCCAGAAUGGGGGGUUUACACCGUCAUCGAGGACCUCCACGGCGCUGGGAAUUUUGUUACCGAAAUGCAGUUGUUCAUUGGAGACUCUCCCAUACCUCAGAAUUACAGUGUGUCCGCCAGCGAAGACGUCAAGAUCGAAGUGGGGCUCUACAGGCAGAAAAGCAACCUCAAGGUGGUCCUGAUGGAGUGCUGGGCAACCCCGUCCAGCAACGCCCGGGACCCGGUCACCUUCCGCUUCAUUACCAACAGCUGCCCCGUGCCCAACACAUACACCCACAUGAUUGAGAACGGCUACUCCAGCAAGGCCCGGUUCAAGCUGAGGAUCUUCUCCUUCAUCCACAACUCCAUGGUCUACCUGCACUGCAAACUCCGCAUCUGCAUGGACUCCCCCGGGGCCACGUGCAAAAUCAAUUGCAGUAACUUUCGGUUGCUGAAAAACAGUGAAACCUCUGCCACACACCAGAUGUCCUGGGGACCCCUCAUUCGGUCUGAAGGUGAGCCUCCACGUGCAGAAGCAGGCCUGGGCACUGGCUAUGUGGUCCUCACCGUGGUGGCCAUCUCUGUGCUGGUGGUGGGAGCAGCCACCUUUCUGAUCGUGCGCUACCGGAGAACCAAUGGGAGAUACAACUUUACAAUCCAGUCCGACAACCUCAGCUACCGGCUGUUCUACGGAUAGGAGGCGCAGGCUGGCAGGAAGGUCGCCGUGAGUCAACCUGCCUCGAGAACCUUGGAGCUUCCCUGGCGGGCUGCCCCAGGAUCCGUAGUGUCUCUCUGCAUCUCCAUCCAUCCCUUGGUUCUUAACUCUUCAAGCCUUAAUGGGGUCUGCUCUGAUGGGUGUGCACUGCCAGCGCCUGAGUGAGCCCGAGAAGAUGACAGCAGCCACCGUCUUCCCCCAAGAGGCAGGCUGUCUGUUGGUCCCAGAGGAGCCACACCUCACAGGCAGAUGAAGGGGCUAUGGGAAUGGGGGCAGUGCUGGGGGUGCCCCCGCUCUACCACACCCACACGGCCCCCACAGUCCAGACCUCCCAGACCUGUGACCCUCCACGGCAGCCCAUGGGACCCUCCUGGGCUUGCUCUCCCUUGACAUCCCUCACUCUUUGGCAAAUAGAGAAUAUUCCACAUUCUCA